This is a messenger RNA of Pseudozyma hubeiensis SY62, 2916 nucleotides long. RefSeq names its product chaperone protein. The transcript has a single exon. Lineage: Eukaryota; Fungi; Basidiomycota; Ustilaginomycetes; Ustilaginales; Ustilaginaceae. The record is from RefSeq and is a predicted model, not a curated record. Bases 1 to 2916 code for a protein of 971 amino acids.
AUGAGUCUGGCCGGUCGGAACGCUUCUUCAUCUUGCACUUCAUCAUCCCCCUCACAUCAGUCUUCCAAAGUUGCUCACCCACCCACAUCUCCAACAUCCAAUCUCGAGUCUGUGGCCCGACCGCCGAACUCUACUCAGCACGCCCGUUCCACAGCAUCCGCUGACCUAGACGACACAGCCGACUCGGUCACGUGCAGAAGGGGCUUCGACGGCGAGCGACCCUCGAGUUUUAUUUCCAUUGCGAGCUCGUCGUUCCCCUCUGCACCAUCAUCGUCUUCCCUCAACAGAACCUUGGCCGAUUACGAAGGGUACACCGCGUUUUUCGACGGUUUGCGGUCCCGUGGCUCGCUCGACAGUGAGAGCCAAGUCGCAAGAGUCGAUUCUGGCUUCGAGCGGCUCAGCCUCAACCUGUCCAACAUAACGCUGGGCGACUUCGACGACGAAGAAGACCUUAAGGACCUGAGCGCUUUGCAGUUCUCCAGAUCCAUGAGGAUGAACCUCGAAGCCCUCACGCGCAGCAGCGCCGACCAAUACGCAUACAACGGCGACGGCUACUCGGACCCCAACGAGCAUCUCGAUGCUAAGCACACUCAGGAGGCCUACGAGGCCACCUCGAUUCAAGAGUCGUAUGCGCAGCUCAUCUCCAGACUCGCCUUCGCGGGUGUCGUUUAUCCGGAUGGCGAAAGGUACAGCCUCGAGCAUCGUCAGACAGCAACUCCUCGGACGUCAUCCAUCAAGAACUCGCCCUUGACCGCUAGUCUGGCAUCUGGAAGGAGCUCGAGCGAUGUCAACGACGAUGAGAUCAGGACACCUCCUGAAUCUGACUUUGAGCGAUUCGGCUCGCCUCCGAAUGCCGAAGCCAGCAUGGAGGCUGUUCGGCCUCCAGCGCACUCGAGCGAGCAGGUGGCACCACCGGCGCAGGCCUCAUCGCAGACACCGCCUUCGUCAUUGCCGCAGACUGUUUCGGAAAAGGCAACGUUGCGCUCUCCAUUCAAGCAGGCGCCGCACGUACAAGAACGUCCUCAUUCGCAAGCGCCGUCAAAUCGUUGCGAUGUCGGCGACAAUUCGGAGCUCGAACUGUUGAGCGACGAUGUCAGUGCUCAACGUCGCGCGGCCGGCAAAGCAAGGGCGAUGCCGUGGCAUACAGACACCGCGCCCUCGUCCGUGACUGGUCACCUCAACGACAGACGCAGAUCUUCGGCUUACCCCGUCGUCGAGCUCGAGAGCAACAAGCCGUUCACCCGACUCGAACCGCAAGAUAUCGCCUUUAGCGCCUCGACGCUGCCCGAACGUGCGCUUUCUGCCGCAGAUUGUGUCGAGAUCAUCGUAGCGAGCCAUCCAGCCAUCUGCAACGCUCCUCUGCGUCAGUUCGGCGAAGACGGUCAGCCUUUGCCACCUACAAAGAAGCAUGAGACGAGCGAGGAUGAGUGGCGAGCUCGCAAGGAAGCGCUCCAGGUCAAGUUUUGCGCCAAGCAACGCCUCUCGCUGAUCAAGGCGAUGGUCGUCAUGGAGUCGCGCUCGGCAUCUUGGAAGCGCAUUGGCCCUCUGAACGCCAGCAAAGGGUCUACCCAAGCAUCGCCGGAGCAGGUGCAUCACGAAUCUUCCCCACGCUCGUCGAACGAAGUUGGCCGCCUGCCAGCGAUGCCGAGUCCGUGGUCGAUGGAGAUGCAGCACGAGCAGCUCGACGUCGCCCAGAUCAAGGGCAAGUCGAAGAGGACGAUCGAGCUCGCUUCUCUGAGGAUCAAUGCUCGUUGCGUCAAGUGCGAUGGCAGCGGAUUCGGCGCCUGCAUCACUUGCAAGGCCGAGCAAGCAGACGAAUGCUUCUGGUGCUGCGGUACUGGACGUGAAAAGACUCGCGCCCAAGCCUGGUGCCGUCGCUGCCAGGGCGCUGGUGUGUUGAAAUGCAACACUUGCUCCGGCAGUCUCAAGUCCGCUUGCCGUUCGUGCCAAGGGACAGGCACAGGAGAGUACGGCUUCUUUGUCGAUGUCACCGUCAAGCGCGUCGAAAUGCCAGCGGUACCGCUCUCGACGCUGUUCCCGCAGAUGGAGUCUGCAGCGAGCUCGUUUGAGCCUUCGUACGACGAGGUCAAGACGGCAGCGACCCUUGCGUUGUGGGAUUCGAUCACCAAGCUGACUGAGGCUCGAGCUCAGUUGGUGACGGCCAAGGGAGGCAAGGGGAAGAGCAAGGAGAUGGUGCCCGUCAUGGCAGCGUGCAUGUGGGAGAAUUCGAUCUCCCAAGUGGUGGGUGUGGACGUUCCGCUCGCCGCCAGGUUCAAGAAGGGCGCUACUCCCUCGCUGAGGCCCGAAGGCCUCCAUCGAAAGAUCCCGACCCAGAGAAGGUUCUUCACCGUGCCGAACGAUGAGGAUCUCCGAUCCGUGGAGGUAUCCGAGGAAGAGGCCAGGAAGCUCGGUGCUCCUACGUCUAGCCAGAUUCGUUCCUGUCAGAGCCGCGGCAGUCCCAGCACGACACCUCACUCCCCGUCUCCACUGGCGAGCUACGAGAGCUCGCCUGCAGCCAGCUCGGUCGAUCUACACGGCCGACCCGUGCUUGCGACUCCCAAGUCGGGAGGCGGUGUGUCUGGCUACUCUACACCUUCGCGAGUGCCUAGCCCACAAAGCGAAGUCACUCCCGCCAAGCCAGCAGCCAAGGAAUUCGUCCACCGUCCGAGUCCCCUCUCACAACUCGCUGCUGCCACGCCUGCAGGAACCCCGCCAGUCACUGUGCAGCAUGAUCAGAUGGAUCGAAGUUACUUUGACGAUCCUUUCUGUGCAUCCUCGCAGGGUCAAGAUGCGGACCAACGACUGCAGUCAGCGUUUGAGCCCAAGCCGAGGAGGCCGUCGGCGGGACAGAUCCUCUCCAAGAAGCUCAGUUCCAACAUUCUGAACAAAUUCGGCGCCCACCGUGGCAGCCUUUGA